AUGAAUUGCCCCUCCCGCACCGACGACACGCUCGAACAUCCCGGGUGGAAUCAGAACCCUCCCGCCCUGAAUGCAGACUUGACCACCCGCAACGAUUUCAACGGAAUCGCCAACUCAAAGGUGCACAGAAGACAUGCUUCAGGCGUGGGAGGCACUUCGGGGGAAGGGAUCGCAACCAUGCCAUCGCAACGACCUGAACAAGACGACAACGGAACCGAGAUUGAAAAGAAGACCCCAGGCGAAGUGGUCGCUGCGACCCCCGGGUGUGAAUCACCUGGGGACAACAGACCACCUCGCCGAUCUUUUACGACCUUUACGUCUUCACUUUUUGUUCGCAUGGCCCAAUCCAUUGUCAAGUUCUCCCGCUUCAUUGGCCCCGGUUUCCUGAUCGCCGUAGCCUACAUUGACCCCGGAAACUACUCGACUGAUAUCGCUGCCGGCGCCGAAUUCCGCUACGCUUUACUAUUCAUUGUUCUUCUAUCCAAUCUUUUUGCCAUUUUCUUGCAGUCAUUGUGUAUCAAGCUGGGUACCGUGACAGGACUGAACCUCGCCGAGAAUUGUCGAGAACAUCUACCCAAGUGGCUUGUCAUCAUUCUCUACAUAUUCUCCGAAUCUGCAAUAGUCGCGACCGAUAUCGCAGAAGUUGUGGGGUCCGCCAUCGCUCUCAAUUUGCUACUCAAGAUCCCUCUGGUCGCUGGAUGCGCCAUUACUCUCGCCGAUGUCCUGUUCAUUCUCAUCUUCUAUAGACCCAAUGGCGCGAUGUGGGGAUUACGCUUGUUUGAGCUCUUCGUCACGGCCUUGGUCCUUGGGGUGGUGAUCUGCUUCUGUAUUCAACUUUCCCUUAUCAAACACGAGUCGAUUGGGGACGUCUUUCGGGGAUACCUGCCAUCGUCUGCGAUAGUGCAAUCCAAAGGGUGA
Aspergillus terreus NIH2624 is the source of this 918-nucleotide messenger RNA. RefSeq names its product transporter protein SMF2. Gene Ontology annotation, cellular component: membrane. Lineage: Eukaryota; Fungi; Ascomycota; Eurotiomycetes; Eurotiales; Aspergillaceae. Gene Ontology annotation, molecular function: cadmium ion transmembrane transporter activity; manganese ion transmembrane transporter activity. The transcript is spliced from 2 exons. The record is from RefSeq and is a predicted model, not a curated record. Gene Ontology annotation, biological process: intracellular manganese ion homeostasis; iron ion transport. Bases 1 to 918 code for a protein of 305 amino acids.